Eimeria necatrix is the source of this 471-nucleotide messenger RNA. RefSeq lists its product as hypothetical. The transcript has a single exon. The coding region runs from base 1 to 471 and encodes 156 amino acids. The record is from RefSeq and is a predicted model, not a curated record. Lineage: Eukaryota; Apicomplexa; Conoidasida; Eucoccidiorida; Eimeriidae.
AUGGGGCUGCUCCUGGGGGCGCUGCUGGCGGCCCUGCUGGCUGGCUGGCUGGGGGGUCUGCCGGGGGCCUUUGGAGUUCAACUUAAACUGAACUGGAAGCAGCAAAAAGACUUUUUUGAGAAGUCUGGAGAAGUGGAAACGAAGUCGCCGGAGGCCCCAGACGCCGCUGAGGUGUACGUACACCCCAACUCCGACGCCCCCGAACUGGACAAGAAGUGGCAAGAGGCCCCCGACGCCGCUGAGGUGUACGUACACCGCAAUUCAGACGCCCCCGAAGAGCCCCAGCAGCAGCACAGCAGCUACUUCAGUCUUGUUCAGCUUUUUGGGGGGGACAGCGAGUUGAAGAAGCUCAAAAAGACUUACAACAAACUCAAAAAGAAGUAUUUGAAAAAGUAUUCCAAACAAAGAUUUGAACAACUCAAAUACCAAACUAUGAUCACUGUCUUGCAAAGAAUGGGCUUUGUGCCCUAA